CUUGCGGAGGCAACCCCUCACUGGAGGGGCGUGUGACUGAGCUUUAAGCAACGACACGGUGAAACCCAUGCCUUCAGUGUUAGCUAGCACAUACAAAGCGGUGACGUGCAGAGGGAGAACUUAAUUCAAUUCCGAAGAGGAAGGAUUGACUGCCCUCUUCAUUUUUACCCCCCUCCUAUCGACCGUUUUGACUGACUGUUUCCUUCACCCGCCCCAUGCUCUCUCGAAGUUCGAAGCCGCAUCCUUCACCAGACCCUUGUCUGAUCGGAUAGUGGUGGGGCUGGCUGUCCCGUUCUCCUGGAAGCGGCGGCAGCUUCAGCAGCAGCAGCUGUUCGCUUUUACGCGGAGCGGCUUCUCGGGCAAGGCGCUGCCUGAUUCUGGCACUCAGGAGCAAAGACUUGCGGAGCCCAGCGUGAUUGACUCCCCCGUCAAAUGCAAAGACCCAACCUGUGUUAAUUUCAAGGUGCCCAUAUUCGGAAAGGUGUGCAUCCUACGGCUCGCAGGUUACGCUGUACCGUCUGGUAAAACUGGCGAAUAUUUCCAUCUCUGAUUCACAGCACUGAUGUAGAUUUGUGGAUCUUCGAGAAACAGCCACACCGGCCAGCCCAGUGGUCUGUAGGAAAGAAGAAAAGUAAAUUGUAAUCAAGGGGAAUAUCGUUUGCUUCGAAUCCUCCUGGUGAUUGCGCUGCUCCACAGAUGUUUGUACUAGUAACUCGUGUCUUGUCAGAAUUGAGACUGUGCAGGACGCAACAGACAGCCGCGAGCUUGAUUUGCUAAUCUGUCCACUUUUUAAGUGAAACAUCGCUUAGUCUUGUUUUUUUUUUCUUCAUUCUUGACAGCGAAGGAUUACGUCUGCCUGCUCAUCAUUUCGGAGGAGUUCUGUGAAGCGGGAGUUAUUUUGUUCUCUUAUAGUUGCUCAGACUUCUUUGCUAGGAAAUGGCAACGCCAGCGCCUGGGAGAGGAACAGGGUUGGAAAAGGCGAGAGGAAACCAGAGCUAAAUGACAGGAUGCUGGCGACCUUAGACACAUAAAGACGAAUUUCUACAACGUUGAGACAUUUCUUCUUUUUUUGUCUUUGCUCGUGUCAAGCAAGAAGAAUCAUCCAUCCAAGAUCGCCUAGGAGUUUCGUUUCUUUUCUGAUUUUUUUUUUCUCACAACACAAGGAUGCAUUGUGGAUUAGUGCUGAUCCUCUUAUCGGGAAUCUUCUUUAUUGCCAGGGCUUUCAAAAAUGAUAAAUGCGGGGAUAACAUCAGAAUUACAAGUGCUAAUUAUCUCACUUCACCUGGCUACCCAACCUCGUAUUUGCCGUCUCAGAAGUGCGUGUGGGUGAUAACAGCUCCAGGGCCGUACCAGAGAAUUUUAAUCAACUUUAACCCUCAUUUUGAUUUGGAGGACCGGGAAUGCAAGUACGACUACGUGGAGGUGCGGGACGGCGUGGACGAGAAUGGCCAGCUGGUGGGGAAAUACUGCGGGAAGAUCGCCCCAUCUCCGGUCGUCUCCUCCGGCAACCAGCUCUACAUCAAGUUCGUGUCUGACUACGAGACGCACGGAGCCGGCUUCUCCAUCCGCUACGAGAUCUUCAAAACAGGGCCCGAGUGCUCGAGGAACUUCACCUCCAACAGCGGCGUGAUCAAGUCGCCGGGCUUUCCCGAGAAGUACCCCAACAACCUGGACUGCACCUUCAUGAUCUUCGCCCCCAAGAUGUCCGAGAUCGUCCUGGAGUUCGAGAGCUUCGAGCUGGAGGCCGACCCCACCCCGCCCUCCGGCGUUUUCUGCCGCUACGAUCGGCUGGAGAUCUGGGACGGCUUCCCCGGAGUGGGGCCCUACAUCGGCCGCUACUGCGGACAGAACACCCCAGGCCGCAUCCUGUCCUACACCGGUGUACUCGCCCUGACAAUCAACACCGACAGCGCCAUCGCCAAGGAGGGCUUCUCCGCCAACUUCACCGUCAUCCAGAGGACCGUGCCGGAAGACUUCGACUGCCAGGAGCCGCUGGGGAUGGAGUCCGGGGAGAUCUCCUCGGACCAGAUCGUCGCCUCGUCCCAGUACAACCCCAACUGGUCCCCGGAACGGUCCCGCCUCAACAACUUCGAAAACGGCUGGACUCCGGCGUACGACACCAACAAGGAGUGGAUCCAGGUGGAUCUCGGUUUCCUCCGAUUCGUCUCCGCCAUUGGAACCCAGGGAGCGAUCUCCCAGGAAACCAAGCUGUCCUACUUCGUGAAGUCCUACAAAGUGGACGUGAGCUCCAACGGCGAGGACUGGAUAACUCUGAAGGAGGGCUCCAAGCAGAAGAUCUUCCAGGGGAACUCCAACCCCAUGGACGUGCAGAAGACGGAGCUGCCCAAGCCCACUCUGACCCGCUUUGUCCGGAUCCGGCCCGUGUCCUGGGACACCGGCAUCGCCCUGCGCUUCGAGGUGUAUGGCUGUAAGAUCUCAGAGUACCCCUGCUCAGGCAUGCUGGGAAUGGUCUCGGGCCUGAUCUCCGACUCGCAGAUCACCGCCUCGUCCCACCUGGACCGCAGCUGGGUGCCGGAGAACGCCCGGCUGCUGACCAGCCGCUCGGGCUGGACCCUGCUGCCCCAGCCCCAGCCCUACAGCAACGAGUGGCUGCAGGUGGACCUGGGCGAGGAGAAGCUGGUGCGGGGCCUCAUCGUGCAGGGCGGAAAGCACCGCGAGAACAAGGUGUUCAUGAAGAAGUUCAGGGUGGGCUACAGCAACAACGGCUCCCAGUGGAACAUGGUCAUGGACGCCAACGGCAACAAGCCAAAGGUGUUCGAGGGGAACAUGAACUACGACACCCCGGAGCUGCGCACCCUGGAGCCCCUGCUGACGCGCUUCGUGAGGAUCUACCCGGAGAGGGCCACGCCCGCCGGCAUGGGCCUGCGGAUGGAGCUGCUGGGGUGCGAGAUCGAAGCGCCCACAGCUCCGCCCACCACCCCCGCCGCCACCACCACCAUCCCGGACGAGUGUGAUGACGAGCAGGCCAGCUGUCACAGCGGAACAGGUGAUGACUACGACGCCACAGGGGGCACCACUGUGGCAGAGACUACGAUGGAGGUGGACACUAUCCCAGCGUACCUGUGGUUCGCGUGCGACUUCGGCUGGCCCAACGACCCCUCCUUCUGCGGCUGGACCUCGGAGAUGGACAGCGGCUUCAAAUGGCAGAUCCAGUCCAGCGGGACCCCCACCCUCAACACAGGGCCCAACAUGGACCACACAGGCGGAUCGGGGAACUUCAUCUACACGCUGGCCACGGGCGUGCAGGAGAACGAGGUGGCGCGGCUGGUGAGCCCGCAGGUGACGGUGGACUCGGACCUGUGCGUCUCCUUCUGGUACCACAUGUUCGGCUCGCGGAUCGGCACGCUGCACGUCAAGCAGAGGAAGGAGACGGCCGAGGGCGUGGCCGACAUCCUGCUGUGGACGGUCAGCGGCCACCAGGGCAACCGCUGGCGGGAGGGCCGCGUGCUGGUGCCCCACUCCAGCAAGCCCUACCAGGUGGUGAUCGAGGGGGUGGUGGAGAGGAAGAGCUGGGGAGACAUCGCCGUGGACGACAUCAAGAUCCUCGACGGCCUCAACAUGGCCGACUGCAAGGACCCAGAUGUGCCAACCGAGCCAGUGGAACCCGAUGAUGACAUCAAUGAAAUCAUCGUGGACACAGACUUCCCCGACAUGGGCGAUAACAACGAGAUGGGCGGGGCAGGGAACAUGCUGAAGACCCUGGACCCCAUCCUCAUCACCAUCAUCGCCAUGAGCGCCCUGGGAGUCUUCCUGGGGGCCAUCUGUGGGGUCGUCCUCUACUGCGCCUGCUCCCACAACGGCAUGUCGGACAGGAACUUAUCCGCGCUGGAGAACUAUAACUUCGAGCUGGUGGACGGGGUCAAGCUAAAGAAGGACAAGCUCAACACACAGAAUUCCUAUUCGGAGGCGUGAGGGCAGGGCAGGGGGGCCGGACGACACCUCUGAGGGCGGCAGCAGGGGGCAAACGGGACUGCCGGUUACC
Megalops cyprinoides (Indo-Pacific tarpon) is the source of this 4003-nucleotide messenger RNA. Its product is annotated as neuropilin-1a. The transcript is spliced from 18 exons. The record is from RefSeq and is a predicted model, not a curated record. NCBI's taxonomy places the organism in Eukaryota, Metazoa, Chordata, Actinopteri, Elopiformes, Megalopidae. Gene Ontology annotation, biological process: axon guidance; angiogenesis; vascular endothelial growth factor signaling pathway. The coding region runs from base 1165 to 3933 and encodes 922 amino acids. Gene Ontology annotation, molecular function: semaphorin receptor activity; vascular endothelial growth factor receptor activity. Gene Ontology annotation, cellular component: membrane.